AUGAAUUCACGAUGUCCUGCUUGCCGAAGGGUUUAUUCUGAGCAGACGAUUGAGUUUACGCCUAUUUCAAAUGAAGAGUUAGCCAGAAUCAAACUUGAAAAGAGACAGAAGGAACGAGAAAAAAAGGAGCUUGAAGCGAUGAAUAGGAAACAUCUAGCCAACAUGAGAGUAGUGCAGAAGAAUCUUGUAUACGUAAUAGGGCUAAGUCCAAAGAUCGCAACAGAGGAGAUAUUGCGAUCACACGAUUACUUUGGUCAGUAUGGCAGGAUUGCUAAGAUUGUCGUUAAUCGACGUAAUACAACAUCAUCUAGCACUCCUGGCGUUCCAGCAACACAACCAAGUGUUGGCGUCUACAUUACGUACCAUCGGAAGGAAGAUGCGGCAAAGGCAAUAGCUGCUGUAGACGGUAGCAUGUCCGAUGGGAAAGUGCUAAGAGCAUCGUACGGUACCACCAAAUACUGUACAAACUAUCUACAAAAUACAAAAUGCCAGAAUCCUACAUGUAUGUAUUUACAUGAACCAGGAGAAGAGGCUGACAGUUAUACAAAGGAAGAUCUGGCUUCAGUUAUGUUUGUGCUCUUGACUGAGUUAUUUGUAUUCAAUUCGUGGAGUAGAAAGUAUCAUUUGAAGGAUCACGUGAAUGACAAAGAUGCUCCCUCGAAGGGACAUGCCAUUGGCAAAGUUGUAUCUGCACCUUCCUCUUCAUUCCAUGUAAAGAAAGAGCCACCUCAUCGAGUAUUCGGACCAGAUCACGAUAAGACUAAUCAUGAUGACAAAGAUGAAGGCAACCUCAGCGCUACCGCCGACAGCCUCAUGGGCCACAAAUUCGAAUAA
This is a messenger RNA of Paraglomus occultum, 834 nucleotides long. The record is from the annotation of a GenBank genome assembly. NCBI's taxonomy places the organism in Eukaryota, Fungi, Glomeromycota, Glomeromycetes, Paraglomerales, Paraglomeraceae.